CUCCCCUUCAGAAGGCAGCAGGUUGCAGCAGCCCACACUCCUCUUUCCCAAACUUUCUUUGCAUAUUAGCCAAGCCCCCCCAAAAAAGUCAAAGUGUCAUUCAUUCACACGCAGCUACCUCCUCCUUUCAGACACACACAUUUUAAGCGUUGUGAACCAUUUGCUUCACUUGCUUUUCACAUUUUUGUGUUCUAGGCCCCCCACCCCCACGCCCCCCGACCCGUUUGGAAGUCACCUGGAUAAUUCUGAUGAACUUGAACUGAGAGAUUAGAGGGAAGACGAGCGGGAAUUGAUGAUCCCGGAGCGCCGUCCUGGGAGGGGAUUUGUGAGGCGAGGCGGCAGCGGGAGGAGGAGCGGGUGAUCGGAACGGGCCGACCAGGACGAGGACGAGGAGGACGAGGAGGAGGAGAGCAAUGGGCCGCUCUUCUGUUUGCAUCGUUCUCCUGUUGCUUUGCCUCCCGUGUCCGAGCGUCACGGCACAAGCUGAAGCAUGCAGGACGGUGGUGCAGGCAGACAUGGUGUUCCUGGUGGACGAGUCGUGGAGUGUGGGCCCCAGUGGCUUCUCCGCGGUUAAAGACUUCAUCUCGGCAAUGAUCUCCUCCUUCCAGGACAGCCUCGUAGGAUCCGAGGGCGUCCGCUUCGGAGUCACCGUCUUCGGGGACGUCCCCAGGAUGCGCAUCGCUUUGACCGACUACAGCUCCCUGGAGGAGGUGCUCGGGGCCGUCGGGCUCCUUCCCUAUGAAGGCGGAGCCAGGAAGACGGGCGCCGCCCUCCAGUUUCUCGUAGACCAGGUUUUCAGCCCCGCGAUCAGCCGAGACCACGCACCCAAGGUGGCCAUUUUAAUAACGAACGGACCGUCGGACGACCCCUUUGACGCCGCAGCCAAAGAAGUGGCCGACAAUGGGAUUUCCCUCUAUGCUGUCGGCGUGAGGGGAGCCGACGAGGCCGAGCUGAGGCUGACGGUGUCUCAUCCGUACGAGGAGCACCUCUUGAGGGGCGCUGGCUUCCCCCUGCUGGAGGCCGCGCUCCCCAAAUUGUCACGUCGCGUGUGUUUCACCGCCUCCGAACCGCCGCGCCCCGUCAAAAAGCUGCAGCCCGUCAAAGAGCCAGUCACGGGUCCAAAAGAUCUGCAGGUUAGCGAGCUGGCCUACGGCUCCCUCAGACUGACGUGGACGGCGGCCACGGGGGACGUCGCAGGCUAUCGACUCUUGGUCGUCCCUCUCGGCUCCAGAGGAGAACCCGAUCGCCCACAGCAGAGACAGAUUGAUCUGAAAGCAGACAUGACAACGGUCUUGGUGGAAGAGCUCGACCCAACAACUUCUUAUUCCCUGACUGUGUACGCCGUGUAUCCCAGUCACGUCGGAGAGUCCGUAACCACUACUGCCCAGACGACGCCUUUGCCUCAAGUGUUAAAUUUCCGAGUUAUCGAAGAGGGUCUUUUCUCGUUACGUCUGGGCUGGACGCCCCCUCUGAAGAAGCUCACCGGGUUCAAGAUCAUCAUCCCGAGAUCCAACCGACCGGGCUUCGUGUACGAGCAGCUGCUCCCGGGAGACGCCUCCUCUCACGUGAUUGACAGCCUGGAGGAGGACAAAAAGUACACCAUCAGUAUUUUUGCGGUUUACCCGCAGGGACCGAGUGAACCCGUUUCCAUCGAGGCAAAGACAUUAAAGCUGGUAGCAAUUCAAGAACUGCUGGUCCAGAAUGCAACCACUGACACUGUGCAGGUCAAAUGGACUUCAGUGAAAGGCGCUACAGGAUUUCGUCUCACGUGGGCGUCGCCAGAUGGCCACAUAGAGAACAUCAACCUGAGGGAUACCUUUGACUUCUACAUGAUCCAGGGCCUCCACGCAGGUGCCGAGUACACCGUCGCCAUGAACCCCAUCUUUGGAGACGUAGAGGGGGCUGUCACAUCCGCCAAAGUCAAGACAUUGGAAAGCAGCGUGGUGCAAACCCUGAAGGUGUCAGCCGUGAGCACCAGCAGCGCUGUCAUCUCGUGGAACAGCGUGUCAGGGGCCACGGGAUACCGGCUGGCCUGGGGACCCACUACAGAAUUUGUGGGACGGGAUCGCCCGAGGCAGUUGGCGCUGAACGGCACCGCCACCGAGUACCAGCUGAAGAAUGUCGCUCAUGACACCGAGUACGCGUUGACUCUCUACGUGCUCUUUGGAUCGGUGGUCGGGCCCGGCAUCACCGCAACCUUCCGAACAUCUCCUUUAGGUUAUGUGUCCAGCUUUGAGGUGACAUCCUACACCGGCACCUCCAUAGAUGUGCAGUGGAGCCCAAUAGUUGGCGCUACUGAGUACAAACUCACCUGGAACACUGAUGAUGGCAGCCCCCAGUCACGCUACUUGGACCACAGCGUUCUCUUCUAUCACAUCACCGGGCUGAAGCCGCAAUCCACCUGCACGAUCGCAGUCCGUGCAAUAUACGGCAAUACGGAGGGACCGGAAAUCUCCUUAACUCAAGUAACAGCUGCUGCCUUGGACUCAGAACCACCUACGCUGGUGAGGGAGGUCAAGAUUGUGGACACCGGCGUUAACUCUGUCACUCUCUCCUGGAAACAAACACCUGGUGCAACCGGCUACAAAAUCUCCUGGAUCCACUUCAAGGGGGGCGAAGAGAAGUCCCAUGUGUUACCGGCUGGUGUGACAACCUUCACGCUCAAGAACCUACACGAGGGCUCGGCCUACAAGAUCCAGGUGUCCCCCAUGGCGGGCAGCCGGGAGGGAAGCUCCGUCCUGGUCACGGCACGAACAUUAGACCUUCCAAAAGUGACUGGCUUCACGGCUAGGAACACCACGGACAGCAGCACUGUUCUGAGCUGGAACCGGGUGGCAGGUGUCUCCGGGUACCUUCUCAGCUGGCGGCACAUCUCAGUGUUUGAGACUAAAAAAGAGACGCUGGGUCUCAGUUUCACCUCCUUUCAAGUUGGUGAUCUCCUGUAUGGCAGAACAUAUAUUUUCUCCAUUAGGCCUUUGUACGGGCAUGCGGAGGGCCCAAUCAGCACUGUUUACCAGAGGAUUGUGGGACCGCAACCUCCAAGGCCUCAGCCAGCAACGGUGGCGCCUCACGUCACAGCCGGCGCCGCAACCCCUCAGACGGCCACUAGAAGCACCAGGCAGCCCGUUGUUGUUCCGCCGAUCAACACUGAUAAGAAGACCCCAAGUCAUCCGAUAGGCACCUCCCCCCAGUUAACUACACCUAGCGGAGUGACUACAGCUCCAACGCGAGCAGAUUGCAGCCAGAGCAAAGUGGACAUGGUGUUCCUGGUGGAUGAGUCGUCCAGCAUUGGCGCUAACAACUUUGACAAGAUCAAGGACUUCAUAUUCCGGGCGGUCACCUACUUCCCGGUCAUUGGUCCCGAAGGCGCACAAGUAGCCGUAGUCCAUUUCAGUGACGAGCCUCGAAUUGAAUUCCAACUCAACGAUCACAAAGACCGGAACUCUGUCCUGAGGGCACUGAGGGGACUACGCUACGGAGGGGGCAACACCAAGACAGGAAAGGGCAUCAGCUAUGUCCUGCAGGAGACGUUUCAGGAGUCUGCGGGCAUGAGGCAGGACGUGGCCCAUGUUCUGGUGCUGAUAACAGACGGCAGGGCCCAGGACAACGUGGAGCCUCCCUCCAGGAUCGCGCGCGCUCUUGGCGUCAGCGUCCUGGCGGUGGGCGUCGCCAACGCCGACCUGCAGGAGUUGAGGAGAAUCGCGGCUCCCGGCAGAUACAAAAAUGUCUUCUACUCGCCGACCUUCGAUGACUUUCCGUCCGUCGAGAGGGAAUUCGUCGGGAGCGUCUGCAGCGUGGAGCUCCUCUCCGAGUUCCAGCCGCGCGAUGACGAGGAGGAGGAGGAGUUGACUCAGCUGGACACGCCCACUGAUGACCCGAAGGAGCUGGCGAAACCUCAGGCCCCCUGCCAAUGUGUCAAGGGACAGAAAGGAGAACGGGGCGACGGUUUGGGAGGAGGGCUGCGCUUCAGGCAAACUCCCGGACAAUAUGAUCCUUUUAGUUCUUCCAAAGGCGAGAAGGGCGAAAAGGGACCUCCCGGAACAGACGGCGUUCCCGGACUGCCCGGCCGCCCAGGAAGAACCGGACCACCGGGCUCCGCCGGCCAGCGGGGCACGCCAGGUGUACCAGGCGAAAUGGGUCCUCAAGGUCCUACUGGUCCAAAAGGCCAGAGAGGAGAGCGAGGGGAGCCUGGUUAUGUGAUAGCAGCCCCAGAUGCAAACUUCAUCCCCGGGCCAAAAGGAGAACCGGGAUCCUCAGGUCCCCAGGGACCUCCUGGAGAUAUUGGAGUCCCAGGUCUGCCUGGCCCGGCAGGACCACCGGGAAACUCCGUCAAGGGGGAUCGUGGAAAGCCGGGAGAAAAGGGUUUACGUGGGAAGCCGGGCACAAAGGGUGACACGGGAGAAGCUGGAAGCAAUGGAGUCGCAGGCUUGCCCGGACCAAUCGGAGUCAGUGGCGUACCGGGUGUCAAAGGAGAGAAGGGUGAAGACGGACUUGGCUUCCAAGGUGCUCGGGGCCUUUGCGGGGAGCCGGGAGAGAAGGGAAAUGUGGGCGUAGCGGGACCGGUCGGCCCGAAGGGUGAACUUGGAGAACAAGGCGUCCAAGGAGCCAUAGGACCUCGGGGGAAAAAGGGAUUCAAAGGCGAGCAAGGGGACAAGGGGCAACAAGGAGAAAGGGGACCCGGUGGACCACAAGGACCAACAGGACCGACGGGACCAAUCGGCUUAAAGGGAGAUGAAGGUCCAAGAGGAGCCCCCGGAGACGCCACCAAGGGUAUUAUUGGUCCGACUGGCAAAAAGGGCACCCGGGGAGACGUCGGCACGACCGGUCCCGCCGGCCCUCUGGGAACAAAGGGCGACCGUGGAGACAAAGGAGAAAAGGGAAGUCCAGGUUUUGGGAUUCCAGGACAGGGGGGACUAAAGGGAGAAAACGGCGAGCGGGGAAAUGUCGGUUUAUCUGGAAAACCGGGAGCGAAGGGACCGGAUGGUUCCAAAGGUGACAAGGGCGAUGUGGGCUCACAUGGAAAUCCUGGAGAAGCAGGAUUAACAGGUAAAGAUGGUGAAGCCGGGCCAAAAGGAGAACAAGGGAUGAAGGGGGAACAGGGCCCACAAGGAGCAUCCGGUGACCAAGGAAUUCGGGGCCCGUUAGGACUACCUGGCCAACCAGGAGAGAGAGGAGAUAUUGGAAACACUGGCCUGACUGGGCGUGACGGAGAAAAAGGCGAAAAAGGCGAGCCGGGAAAACCUGGACCUCCGGGAACGCAAGCGGUAGGAGACAAUAUCUUCACCAGAGUGAUCAAGGGCGAGCCCGGAGAGCCGGGUUUAACAGGCGGAAUCGGCCUGCCCGGACCGAGGGGUCCUGAGGGUAAACCCGGACAACCGGGAUCCUCUCCGGGCGGUUCCGGAGAAAACGGGCUUCAUGGCACAGCGGGAGAACCUGGCCUAAAGGGGGAGCGGGGACCAAAGGGAGAGGUUGGCACAAAGGGCGAGAGAGGCGAACAAGGUUGGCUGGGGAUCGCCGGAAUGCCAGGAUUACCGGGAGCUCCGGGAAGAGCCGGCAUCGACGGCAAGCGUGGACUCCCGGGAAAAGAUGGAGAGGGAGCACAAAAAGGGGAAGAAGGCAAAAAGGGGGAGAAAGGGGACACAGGGGCAAACGGUAAAGAUGGCAGUAAAGGAGAACUGGGACCUCCGGGUUUGCCCGGGAAGCAGGUCCUCGUCACCGCAGAGGGCGCGACCGUCGACGAGAUCCGCCAAGCCUUUCCCGUGCCCGUGGGUCCUCCAGGAGCGUCCGGCUCUCCGGGAAUGAAGGGAGCUAAAGGAGACAUGGGCAUCAAAGGGGAAAAGGGUGAUACGGGAGCCGCUGGGAAAUCACUGGAGAUGACUGACAUCGAAGCCAUGUUUGAAACUUACGGCAUCGAGCUGCCCCUGUUGAAGGUUUUGAUUGACAGGCUGCUGCAGGGCGGCAUGGAGGAGCUACUUCACACGCUCGGGAGCGCCAGCAAGAUUCAGCAAAAUGCAGACACGGGAAAGGAAGACGCACGAACGUCCAACGUCAUUACCAAAUACACAAGCGCGCUCAACAUUGAAUUAUCCAGUCAGCCGCGAGUGGACGCCAUUGAGGAUUUUGAGUUGGACCGACCAACGCAGCCUGACUCUUGGAAUGAAACUACAGAGGGUCCAACAUUAUGGACCCCACAGGAAAAGGAGUUGGGGGAUGCUCUUGAGGGGCCGUCCAAAGAGAAGAAAGUCAAUGGAACGUCGUUAGCCAAAACCAAUCUGACUCCCGUCAACUCCACUUUUAAUUUCACUUCAAACCAGACGAUUUCCACCCGAGCGGGAGAUGUCGUCCAGGCGCUCGCGCUAUCUCAAGGAAGGAAAAGCGCAGGACGAAAGAGGCCGAACAGGGAACGGGGGAAGGGCAGAGGAAAUAAAGGACGGCACACGAGGCAGACGCAUGAGCUGGCGAGCGAGCGGUCGGAGGAGGAGGAAGAGGAAGAGGAGGCCCGAGAUUACGAGCGAGAGGAGGAUGAGAUGCCGCUGCCAUUUCCUCCUAUCACCACGCAGGACGCGGACAAGGUACCCCCAAUCGGGAACAAGAGGAACUGGUCUGACUCAGUGAAAAGGAACAUUAGAGGUGGAAUCCGGCGACAGGUCCUGAUGGCGUCAGCCGCUCAAAGUGCGCAAGAAGGGUCCGGGCCUGAUGAUGAGGAGGAAGAGGAGGAGUGGAGUGGCGACGGGGAGGCCGAGCUGGAGAGGAGGAGGGCUGGGAUGGAGAGGGCGGGUGAGCAAGGAGGUGGGCACCCUUACCCGUGCCCCCCUGACCUUUUUCACCGCAAGGGGCGACCAGGUGAGGCUGGAAUGCAAGGUCCAAAGGGGGACGUUGGAGAGAAGGGACAAAAGGGAGAACCAGGCAUCGGCCACCGAGGCCCCGAGGGUCACGCUGGUCCGCCCGGCAACAAGGGUGAACCGGGAGAGGCGGGGCCGCCGGGCGCUCAGGGAAUCCAAGGCAUCCGCGGGAGCGCAGGCACGCGGGGGUCCCCGGGCAUCGGGGGCCCCCCGGGGGACCCCGGCCGGCCCGGCGGAGAGGGCGAGCGAGGGAAACGGGGGAAAAAUGGACCGCCGGGAGGCACGGGACCUCCAGGAGCGCCUGGACCUGAUGGAUCACCCGGUGUGUCUGGAGUAAAAGGCCAAAAGGGGGAGAGUGUUCCAGGAGAGCCAGGGCCUCGAGGUUUGACCGGCUUCCCUGGAAAAAGGGGCGAGAAAGGGGCCCCGAGUGAGACAGGAAGCCCGGGACUUGUUGGCUCCAAAGGUUUACGUGGUUAUAAAGGUGUAAAGGGCGAACGCGGGUUGCAAGGAGUCAGAGGAGAACGGGGGAGUGACCUUCAAAUUCACGGGCCUCGUGGCUUUAAGGGCGCCAAAGGCGACGCGGGUGAGCGAGGCUCUCCGGGAUUUGAAGGCGAUAAAGGGGAGAAGGGCGAGGACGGCCCACCUGGUAUUAAGGGCCUGAAGGGUGAUGCGGGCACUAAAGGCGCUUUGGGACGCUUUGGCGGUCGAGGACCGGGCGGUCAGAAGGGAGAUUCAGGAGAACCGGGUGACUUUGGAGUCAUGGGUCGUCCCGGAAGUGACGGCCUGAACGGCACCAAGGGGGACAAAGGAGACACGGGACUCCAAGGCCAGAAGGGUAAUCAGGGGGAUUCGGGAGAAACCGGUUCGCCGGGAGAGAAGGGAGCCAAGGGAGAGAAGGGCUUCCGGGGCAUCCCGGGACGCUUCGGCAGUCCCGGCCUCGGCGGCGAUCAGGGGGACGCGGGCUCACCUGGCGCCCCCGGCAUACCGGGCCUGAACGGACUCACCGGACGAAAGGGCGACAAAGGCAACGCCGGCACGAAUGGCGUCGGCGGUGAGUCGGGAGGAAAAGGGGAGAAGGGCGCGGAUGGUUUCCCAGGCUUCCCGGGAUUCAAGGGCUCGGCGGGAAGAUCUGGAAAGGAUGGAGGCCGAGGACCACCGGGGGGCCCAGGACCCCGGGGGGACACGGGAGCCAAGGGCGAGAGGGGCCGCAGAGGAAAAGCGCCGCCGUGUCAGCGAGGAGCGCCCGGGACUCCUGGACUGAGAGGCCGGAGUGGUGUGUUGGGAAUCGGCGGAGCGAAGGGCAACAAGGGGGAGCCCGGCCUCUCGGCUCAUGAAGUGAAGAAGCUCGCCACCCAGGAGAUGAAAGACAAGUGCGGCUCGGCGUACGAGUUGACGUUGAGGUCGGCGGAUCCCGACGGGACGUCCCCGCGCGCCGACCCCCGCGACCUUGACGAGGAAGACUAUGGCGGCAGCGUGGAAGAAAGGACGAAGACGCAGGGAGGAUUCCCACCAAACGGCACCGAUGGCGUGGAGACCCUCCAGAGGAAAAAAAGACGAGUUUUUGGAGCGAGAUCCUCUGGGUCCGAGCGCUGCCUGGAGCCCAUGUCGGAGGGCGGGUGCGCCGACUACGCCCUCCUGUGGUACUUCCACGCCGGGGCGGGCGAGUGUCGGCCCUUCGUGUACGGCGGCUGCGGCGGCAACCGCAACCGCUUCCCUUCACGGAGAGAGUGCCGCAGUCGUUGCGGGGAGACGCGCCCAGGAAGAUGACAGCAGUGCCUGGACAAUUGUGCGUACUCUGCCUGCGUUCCUGAUGAGGGGCCACAGGCGGACACGAGGGUGGUGGGGGUGGGGGGUGGUUGUUGACGUGUGGAGCCCCACCCGCCUUAUUGAUUCAGAUUCCCUCGCGCACCAUCACGCUCCCCAACAAGCUAAAGAGACGCGCCACUCUCUUCAGGCUCCAAUCUCGUCCCUUUCAACCUCAACUUUAUUUAAAGAGCACUUUAUAAAACAGAACCUGAAAAACAAUAAGUAAAAUACAUUGAAUAUUCCUGUUUAGGUUAUCUUUAAAAAACAGAAUCAGCCGGUGACAGCAAAACUUGUGCAGCGCCCCGUCUGCGCCUUUAGACCAAACCCUGACGCACCUGCAAUCGUCGGCACGAUUGAAGCACAUGUGGCAGGCAGAGAAGCACACGUGGCUUCCCUGGAGGAGGUAAUGACGUCAAGAUGCCGAGUGAUGGACAUUCAUCUUCACUUGAAAUAAAAACCCACCGUAUUUCA
This is a messenger RNA of Phyllopteryx taeniolatus (common seadragon), 9119 nucleotides long. RefSeq names its product collagen type VII alpha 1-like (gene col7a1l). NCBI's taxonomy places the organism in Eukaryota, Metazoa, Chordata, Actinopteri, Syngnathiformes, Syngnathidae. Gene Ontology annotation, molecular function: serine-type endopeptidase inhibitor activity; protein binding. The record is from RefSeq and is a predicted model, not a curated record.